AUGCCAGCAACAAAUGUGAUGAUCACGGUGGAGCACAACCUCACCGCGCAGUGCGACUGGCUCAGCGAAGAGAACCGAACUGACCUGCGCGUAACCGGACAGUUCGACGCUGCCCGCUGCCUCUUCAUCUCCAUCCUGCCCUUUGGUCAGGCAGUUCCAGCGGCGACAUGCAUUUUUGUGUUGCUCGCUCUUUUCUCACUGCUGGUUAACGGAUUUACCCUGUUCGGACUGGGACGGUCGGACGACCUCUCUUGGGAGCCACGCGUUGUUUUCUUCAGGAAUCUGAUUUUGAGCGACCUCGUGCAGACUGUCACCUUCGCUCCGUCGGUCAUCCACGCACUAGUUCAGCGACGAACCGUGGCGUUUGGCCUCUGGUGUCGCGUCCAGUACCUCGUGGGGACAGCCAGCAUCUUCUCCAGCCUCUGCACCAUCACGUGCAUGGCACUGGAGCGCUAUAUCUACGUGUGCCACGCCAUCCGGUACCUGGUCAUCUUCACACAGGUGCGCCUGCGGCUGGCCCUGACCCUCAUUUGGGUUUACGCCAUCUCCCCCGCCACCAUCACCACGGCGCUGCUGCACUCAGAAGUAGAGCGAACAAGUGAACCGUUCAUCAGGGGACUUCUGUGCGAGCCCGACAUGGUGGAGCAGCACAUGGGCUUCCCCCGUGUCCCUGCCGUCUUUCGCAAAGUAUUUGGCCUCGCCACACUGCUGCUGUGUGUGCUGGUCUACAUUUUCUCCUACUUCAGGAUGUACCAGGACGCGCGCAGCGCGACGAUUCCGUUCAACGUUGUUAACACCGCAGCGCGUAAAACUGUGCUGUUCUACUGCGGCAUGCUGCUCCUGCAGCUGCUCCCGCUACUCCUCAAAGUCGCCUCGGACGCACUGUGGGAGUUUGAGGGUGCAGCGACACCGGCAACCGUGACCGUGUUCCACAUAUCCUUGGCGCUGACGCUGUUAGUGCCACCGUGCGUCAACCCGCUGGUGUACGGGCUGAGGAACGCUGAGAUGAGGCAGGCGCUGCUCAGCCCGUUCCAGCGGUGGACGGAGAGGAGGCGCACGGAUGUGUGA
Molecule: messenger RNA, 1068 nt
Organism: Acanthopagrus latus (yellowfin seabream)
Lineage: Eukaryota; Metazoa; Chordata; Actinopteri; Spariformes; Sparidae
Product: olfactory receptor 14I1
Exons: 1
Coding region: 1-1068 (355 amino acids)
Biological process (GO): G protein-coupled receptor signaling pathway
Cellular component (GO): membrane
Molecular function (GO): G protein-coupled receptor activity
Source: RefSeq, a predicted model, not a curated record